Mustela erminea (ermine) is the source of this 2643-nucleotide messenger RNA. It is a transcript of the gene TRIB3, whose product is annotated as tribbles pseudokinase 3. Gene Ontology annotation, molecular function: protein kinase activity; mitogen-activated protein kinase kinase binding; ATP binding. The transcript is spliced from 4 exons. Bases 222 to 1298 code for a protein of 358 amino acids. Gene Ontology annotation, cellular component: nucleus. The record is from RefSeq and is a predicted model, not a curated record. Lineage: Eukaryota; Metazoa; Chordata; Mammalia; Carnivora; Mustelidae. Gene Ontology annotation, biological process: positive regulation of proteasomal ubiquitin-dependent protein catabolic process; protein phosphorylation; regulation of MAP kinase activity.
GAGCGCAACAGGCAGCAGCAGAUUAGCACAGGUUUGCAUCACCCGGGCCGGGACCGGAGCCGGCGCUGGCGCCGGGAGACACUCGCCGCGGAAGCGCCGGGGGCUCCACACGUGUCUGGCUGCCGGGGGCCGGGGUCCCGAGCUCGGUCGCUUCGCAGCGGGGUCCCGGCCACGUGGGAGUGCCCCGGCGACUCUGGACCUUGCCGCACGCCCCGGGCAAGAUGCGAGCCACCCCUCUGGCAACUCCUGCGGGCGCCCUUUCCAGGAGAAAGCGGUUGGAGUUGGACAAUGACCUAGACACAGAGUGUCCCACCCGCAAACAAGCUCGAAGGGGGCCCCAGCCCCAGCUGCCUCCCUGCCUGCUGCCUCUGAGCCCACCCCCUGCUCCAGCCCGGGCUCUCGCUGUGACCACUGCCUCCCGGCUUGGGCCCUAUGUCCUCCUGGAGCCCGAGGAAGGCGGCCGGGCCUACCGUGCCCUGCACUGCCCCACUGGCACUGAGUACACCUGCAAGGUGUACCCGGUCCGCGAGGCCACGGCGGUGCUGGAGCCCUACUGGCGGCUGCCUCCGCGAGGACACGUGGCCCGGCCCACCGACGUCCUGGCAGGGCCCGGCCACUUGUACACCUUCUUCCGGCGGUCCCACGGGGACAUGCACAGCCUGGUGCGCCGCCGCCACCGCCUCCCGGAGCCCGAAGCCGCCGCGCUCUUCCGCCAGAUGGCCGCCGCCCUGGCUCACUGUCACCAGCACGGGCUGGUCCUGCGCGAUCUCAAGCUGCGGCGCUUUGUCUUCACCGACCACGAGAGGACAAAGCUGGUGCUGGAGAACCUGGAGGACGCCUGUGUGCUGACCGGACCCGACGACUCCCUAUGGGACAAGCAUGCAUGUCCAGCCUAUGUGGGACCGGAGAUCCUCAGCUCCAGGGCCUGCUACUCGGGCAAGGCCGCCGACGUGUGGAGCCUGGGCGUGGCGCUCUUCACCAUGCUGGCUGGCCACUACCCCUUCCAGGACUCAGAGCCUGUCCUGCUCUUUGGCAAGAUCCGCCGCGGUGCCUUUGCCCUGCCGCAGGGCCUCUCGGCCGCUGCCCGCUGCCUGGUCCGCUGCCUCCUUCGACGGGAGCCGGCGGAGCGGCUCACAGCCACGGGCAUCCUGCUGCACCCCUGGCUGCGGGAGAACCCGAUCCCCUCAGCUCCGUCCCGAUCCCGCCUCUGGGAGGCUGACCAGGUGGUCCCCGAAGGGCCGGGGUUGGAGGAGGCUGAGGAAGAGGAGGGAGGAGGAGCAGUGGGUCUGUAUGGCUAGGUAGCCUUAGACUCUCAGCCGCAAACAGUGGACCGAGUUUGGAGUGUCUCCAAGCUCUCUCCUGCCUUUUUUGCACUGAGCCAAACCUUAGUGCCUUCUACAAGAGAGAAGGGAAGAGGCGUGUGUGGAUUGUGCUGUCCGCACACCUGUGUGGUUCCUCAUACCUGCACACACAGGCCCGUGCAUUUAACACAUCCUUCUUGGGGGUUCACUGUGUACCAAACCCUGUUCUGGGUGAUGGGAACACAGCAGUGAAGGAAAGGCAAACUCUUGCUCCCAGAGCUCCCCACACUUCUCCACGCCCACAGGUCAGUGUCCACACGAGGCCCUCUCACAUACAGGUAUCCGCACCCACUUGAGCUGGUGUCUGGGCCCUUCUGACCUGGGACAGUCCCUCUCACAAAUUGCUGUGCCAAAGGCUCCAGGCCUCUCCCUCACAACUCAGGACUCCAGACCCCAAGCCGUGGUGGGAUCUGUGCUCCCAGCAGCUCUGCCUUCUCCAUCCAGCCCUGAGCCCAGGAUUCGGGCUGGAGGCUCACUAGUUCAAACUGUGAGGCUGGUCCUCAUCUAACUCAAGGAGUGCUUUGGAAUGAGGGUCCAUAUCUGCCCACCUCUGGCCGAGCACCAGAGUUUGGGGUCAGAGGAGGCAGGAUCUUCCUCCUGGCAAGUCUCAAGCCCUAUUCUGGGUUUUGGAUCAACACUAUGGGUUUUGGAUGCCAUAAGAAUAUAUUUUUACCUUUUGCCUAAUAAAGGAGUUAUGAGAUAUGUUAAUGUCUGCUGGACAUUUGUUUGAGCCUCUCCUCCCCAUCUCUGACCAGUUUUCCUUGUGGUGUGUGAGCUCAGAUUUCCUGCAGCCCAGCGGGAUUUGUGCACGCCCUCUGUUCCUUCUGGAGGCACUGGUGUCUCUGUUAGGGUACUUUUUGGCUGCAAGUAACUGAAACUCUGGGCCAGAGUGGAAAGAAGGAAAUUUCACACAAAGCAAGAAAUCAAGAGGGGCUGGCUGAUUCAGCUCUCAGAGCUGUCAGCAAGGACUGGCUCCCUGGGCUCAUUCUCUCUCUGCUGUUGUCCCUGGUGACUACGGACACAGUAGCCACAGCUGUCCCACGACCAGAAAAAGCCAGGGGCAGGGUGAAUUUGUAGCCCCCAGAGGACUCAGUCUUCUGGAGUCAGACUGCCACUCACUGGCUGACCCUCAAGUGUCUUAACUGCUCUGCUCAGCUUACCCUCUAUACAAUGAGGGCAACAGUGCCCACCAACUCACAAGAGCUGAAUGAAUUAUUUCCUGGAAAGCACUUAAACCCUCAAUAAAGGUUAACUGUUACUAUCACCCAUAGAACUCUUUCUU